Messenger RNA from Oncorhynchus gorbuscha (pink salmon), 2286 nucleotides. Its product is annotated as RILP-like protein 1. The coding region runs from base 606 to 1886 and encodes 426 amino acids. Lineage: Eukaryota; Metazoa; Chordata; Actinopteri; Salmoniformes; Salmonidae. The record is from RefSeq and is a predicted model, not a curated record. Gene Ontology annotation, molecular function: protein dimerization activity. The transcript has 8 exons. Gene Ontology annotation, biological process: cilium assembly. Gene Ontology annotation, cellular component: ciliary basal body; cytoplasm.
UAGGUGUGUCAACUUUUGACUGGUACUGUAUGCCGACUGUUAAACAACAGUACACAGCAUCCUCGAUCGCUUCCCAUGCCUUCAGAUGAAACCCAAUUGGUAUGCUUGGACUGUUUUACUGUACGUUCGACCUAGCAUACCAGUUCAACAGUACGCUAUGCUAUGUGGGUCUAAGAGAAUGGUAAACAAGCCGGGCAAAUAGAGGGGUCUGAAAUGUGGGCGUCCAGUUGACAGUACACUGCUCUGUCUUUUCAAGACUACUCGAUGAGGAACUCUGUUCUUUCAUUUGAAUCGGGCCUCAAGUUAAUGUUCUCGACUAGGGUCAAGCACAAUGUGUGACGUAUGCUCGAAUGAUGUUCAAAUUAGAACGGGUUUAUUACUGUCUGGAUGACCAAGCAUGCAACUAAAGAAAGAGUCAACUUCGAGCAUAGGGUGACGAAUAAUGCAUAUAUUUUAGAUGCAGCAGCAUUUCGCGAUAUAGACAAGACACCUGUUUAUUGUGAGAACACUCGCUUUAGUUGUGUUUCGACUCUAUCGCUGGGGAACUGUCUUGUCACGCUGAGAACGACAUUUUAUUUUAUUUCUGGGUUUCGAUAUUAACGUGCAUGCACACUGGUGCAAACAUGGAGAAUGAUUGCGAUAUUAACGAUCAAAAGCAAGACGUCAAGAAGACCGGGUUUUGUUUUGAAAGGACAUGUUCGGCAUUAACUGUGGAUGAUGUAUACGAAAUGGCUAAAUUGAUUGGCUCAGAAGUGGAAAAACUUAUUGACAGCUACGGUAAAGAGAGCGCCACAGUACUGCUGCCUAAAAUAGUCAAAGUUCUAGAGCUUUUGGAGAGCUUCGCCUCGCGGAACAAUGCACACAAGUCAAAAGAAGAAGAAUUACUCAAAGCAUUUGAAACGCUACAUGUACAGAAACAGAAGAAGACGAGAUCUGUGAAAGAAUACGACGAAAGCAGAAAGAUUGAAAUACAGCGGGAGGUGCAGCAGCAGGAGGAGGCAGAGAAGCAGAGGAGCAGGUGCGAGGAGCUGCAGGCCCAGGUGUUACAUCUACAGACUGAGAUUCAGGAGUUACAGAGCUGCCUGAGGGGCAACCAUGCCCAGGAAGACCGUGAACAACGGCAGGAGCGGGAGGUGAUGCUUAAACUGAAGGAAGUGGUUGACAAGCAGAGAGAUGAGCUGAGGGCCAAAGUACAGCAGAUAGCCAGCAUGUCUAAAGAGGUGGAGGCGCUGCAGGAGCAGUUGGAGCGCUUCAUGAAGAUGAAUGGGGAGCUGAGACACAAGCAGAGCAUCGUCACGGCCCAGGUGAAGAAUGCUGUGGAGAGGAAGGCUGACAUGGAGGCAGACCUCAGAGAGAAACAGAAAGAGAUAGAAUGCCUCACCACCCAGCUGGAAAAGGCCAACGCUGCUGUGGGCACGGCCAGUCCAUGUAGGACAGAGUGGGACCUGACAGGCAAGCUGGUGAUAGACCUUAAGGACCCCAACAGACCCUGUUUCACCAAGCAGGAGGUCAGAGAGAUGCUGACAGAGAGGAACGAGCUCAAAGCCAACCUGUUCCUGGUGCAGGAGGAACUCUCCUACUACCAGAGGGAGAUCCUGAAUGAUGAGCGGUGUCCAGGAUUCUUGCUGGAGGCAGUACGUUCUGCCAUAAAGAAACAGAAAACUGUCAUCAAGGCCAAGAUGCUGGGCAUGCCAGAAGACGAAUGCAGCAGUGAUGAGGAGAAAGGCCCCCUGUUUAAGAGGAGAGCAGAGACAGAAACCGAGACAGACAGCACACACAGCAAACCACAUGAGUCUCGCAUCAGGAACCUCUUUGGCUUCCUGACUCGCUCCGGCAGCAACCACAGCAGCCGUAGUCCCAGUGAAAACAAGGCUGCUUCUUCCUAGGCAAUCAUCGACGACACCAAGACCACCACGGAGACAGAAACCAGACGAUCAUCAUGACAACCCUCAACACCCGUCCAACUACACUUGUCCUCCAUUCUGUUCAGUUUUCACUGAAUGUUUUAUACAGGUUAGGUCUCCAUAGCAGCCCUAAGAAAGGAAGAGCAUUCUCUCAUGCCUUCCCUGUUUCUUUUUUACUACCUCCUCGUCCUUGCUCUAUAUACCUUUCUCUCCCUCUGUUUCUCCCUCUUUUUCUCUCAGGAAGAGGUUCAGAAUGGUGAAAUGGCCAACUGUACACUUUGCAUUGACAAUAACCAUGCAGGACAUUAUUAACAGGAAAAUCUCUGUUGAAUCUCUGAAGCAAAUUUGUAUUGCAAUAUUUUAAUAAAGAUUUGAAGAUGUA